Camelus dromedarius (Arabian camel) is the source of this 6172-nucleotide messenger RNA. It is a transcript of the gene POLR1A, whose product is annotated as RNA polymerase I subunit A. Gene Ontology annotation, molecular function: DNA binding. The transcript has 34 exons. The record is from RefSeq and is a predicted model, not a curated record. Gene Ontology annotation, biological process: DNA-templated transcription. Bases 117 to 5288 code for a protein of 1723 amino acids. Lineage: Eukaryota; Metazoa; Chordata; Mammalia; Artiodactyla; Camelidae. Gene Ontology annotation, cellular component: RNA polymerase I complex.
GUUUAAAUCACAUGGUGGCUGCGGGCUUGAGCAGCAUUAAGAAUCUACCGGUAGUGACUGGGACUUCUCUCUGGAUAUCAGAGCUCCGGUGUUAGAGCUCGAAACUGACCUGGAGGAUGUUGGGCUCAAAGAACAUGCCCUGGCGGCGGCUGCAGGGCAUUUCCUUCGGAAUGUAUUCGGCCGAAGAGCUCAAGAAAUUAAGCGUUAAGUCCAUUACAAACCCUCGGUACCUGGACAGCCUGGGGAACCCAUCGGCGAAUGGCCUGUAUGAUUUAGCUCUGGGCCCUGCAGAUUCCAAAGAGGUGUGCUCCACCUGCGUGCAGGACUUCAGCAACUGCUCCGGGCACCUGGGCCACAUCAAGCUCCCGCUCACCGUGUACAACCCUCUCCUCUUUGACAAACUCUACCUGCUGCUUCGAGGUUCCUGCUUAAACUGUCACAUGCUGACUUGCCCGCGGGCUGUGAUUCACCUCCUGCUCUGCCAGCUGAGAGUUCUGGAAGUCGGGGCGCUCCAAGCAGUGUACGAGCUCGAGCGGAUUCUGUACAGGUUUCUGGAGGAAAAUGCUAAUCCUACCGCCUUCGAAAUUCAGGAAGAGUUAGAGCAAUAUACAACCAAGAUUGUGCAGAACAACCUCCUGGGAUCCCACGGCGCCCACGUGAAAAAUGUCUGUGAGAGCAGGAGCAAGCUCAUUGCUGUCUUCUGGAAGACACACAUGACUGCUAAGCGAUGUCCCCACUGCAGAACCGGGCGGUCAGUUGUCCGAAAGGAGCACAACAGCAAACUGACGAUCACGUACCCGGCCGUGGUGCACCCGAGAGCCGACCAGAGGGACGCAGAGCCCCCGGGAAUUGAGGAAGCUCACUUGGGAAAACGAGGAUACCUGACACCCAGCAGCGCUCAAGAACAUCUCAUCGCCCUUUGGAAGAAUGAAGGAUUCUUUCUGAACUACCUCUUUUUGGGACUGGAGGAUGUUGCCGUGGAAUCCAGGUUCAACCCCAGUAUGUUCUUUCUGGAUUUCUUGGUGGUGCCACCGUCAAGGUAUCGCCCCGUCAGUCGCCUGGGGGACCAGAUGUUUACCAAUGGCCAGACGGUCAACUUGCAGGCUGUCAUGAAGGAUGUGGUUCUGAUCCGAAAGCUUCUGGCGUUGAUGGCCCAAGAACAGGAGCUGCCGUGUGAGGUGGCAGCACCUGCCACAGAUGAGGAAAAAGACUCUUCAGUUGCCAUGGACCGAUCAUUUUUGAGUCUGCUUCCAGGCCAGUCCCUCAUGGACAAACUUUACAACAUUUGGAUUCGCCUUCAGAGCCACGUCAAUAUUGUGUUUGAUAGCGAAAUGGACAAAUUAAUGAUGGAAAAGUACCCUGGCAUUAGACAGAUCCUGGAGAAGAAAGAUGGUUUAUUCCGAAAGCACAUGAUGGGAAAGCGAGUGGACUACGCAGCACGCUCGGUCAUCUGCCCAGACAUGUACAUCAACACCAACGAAAUUGGAAUUCCCAUGGUAUUUGCCACAAAACUGACCUAUCCUCAGCCAGUUACCCCGUGGAACGUUCAGGAGCUGAGGCAAGCAGUCAUCAACGGCCCCAGUGUGCACCCGGGAGCCUCCAUGGUCAUCAACGAGGAUGGCAGCCGCACAGCCCUGAGCGCCGCGGACCCCACGCAGCGGGAAGCCGUAGCCAAGCAGCUCCUGACACCUGCCACCGGGGCACCUAAGCCCCAGGGGACAAAAAUCGUGUGCCGGCACGUGAAGAAUGGGGACAUCCUCCUCCUGAACCGACAGCCCACCCUGCACAGGCCCUCCAUCCAGGCGCACCGCGCCCGCAUCCUGCCGGAAGAGAAGGUUCUGCGGCUCCACUAUGCCAACUGCAAGGCCUACAACGCCGACUUUGAUGGGGACGAGAUGAACGCCCACUUCCCCCAGAGCGAACUGGGCCGGGCCGAGGCCUAUGUCCUGGCCUGCACGGAUCAGCAGUACCUCGUUCCCAAGGAUGGCCAACCAUUGGCGGGGCUGAUCCAAGAUCACAUGGUUUCGGGUGCAAACAUGACCAUUCGAGGCUGCUUUUUCACCCGGGAGCAGUAUAUGGAGCUGGUGUACCGAGGACUCACAGACAAAGUCGGGCGCGUGAAGCUCUUUCCUCCUGCCAUCCUGAAGCCCUUCCCGCUGUGGACAGGAAAGCAGGUUGUCUCUACACUGCUCAUCAACGUGAUCCCGGAGGACCACGUCCCCCUGAACUUGUCGGGAAAGGCGAAGAUCAGCGGAAAGGCCUGGGUGAAGGAGUCUCCUCGGCCCGUUCCCGGCUUUAACCCGGACUCCAUGUGCGAGUCCCAGGUGGUCAUCAGGGACGGGGAGCUGCUCUGCGGGGUGCUGGACAAGGCACACUACGGGAGCUCGGCCUACGGCCUGGUCCACUGCUGCUACGAGAUCUACGGCGGGGAGACCAGCGGCAAGGUCCUCACCUGCCUGGCCCGCCUCUUCACUGCCUACCUGCAGCUCUACAGAGGCUUCACCUUGGGCGUGGAAGACAUUUUGGUGAAGCCGAAGGCGGACGUCAGGAGACACAGGAUCAUUGAAGAGUCCACCUGCUGUGGGCCCCGGGCUGUCAGGGCUGCAUUAAACCUGCCAGAAACUGCAUCAUGUGAUGAGGUCCGAGGGAAAUGGCAGGAUGCCCAUCUGGGAAAAGACCAGAGGGAUUUUAACAUGAUUGAUCUGAAGUUCAAGGAGGAAGUGAACCAUUACAGCAACGAAAUUAACAAGGCUAGUCCCGCAGUGUGCAUGCCUUUCGGCCUGCACAGACAGUUCCCAGAGAACAACUUGCAGAUGAUGGUGCAGUCCGGAGCCAAAGGUUCAACUGUGAACACCAUGCAGAUCUCAUGCCUGCUGGGCCAGAUUGAGUUGGAAGGUCGGAGACCCCCUCUGAUGGCGUCUGGCAAGUCGCUGCCCUGCUUCGAGCCCUAUGAGUUCACCCCCCGGGCCGGCGGCUUCGUCACCGGCAGAUUCCUUACGGGCAUCAAACCUCCUGAGUUCUUCUUCCACUGCAUGGCCGGGCGAGAGGGUCUGGUGGACACCGCAGUGAAGACCAGCCGCUCCGGUUACCUCCAGAGGUGUAUCAUCAAGCACCUGGAGGGGCUGGUCGUCCAGUAUGACCUGACGGUCCGUGACAGCGACGGCAGCGUGGUGCAGUUCCUGUACGGGGAGGACGGCCUGGACAUCCCCAAGACGCAGUUCCUGCAGCCCAGGCAGUUCCCCUUCCUCGCCAGCAACUAUGAGGUGAUAAUGAAAUCGAAGCAUCUCCGUGAAGUUUUAUCCAGAGCAGAUCCCCAGAAAGCCCUCCGCCACUUCAGAGCCAUCAAAAAAUGGCAAAGCAAGCAUUCCAACAGCCUGCUGCGAAAGGGCGCCUUCCUGAAUUAUUCCCAGAAAAUUCAGGCAGCUGUGAAAGCUUUGAACCUCGAGGGUGCAAACCAGAAUGGCCGCAGCCCCGAGACUCACCAGAUGUUGAGGAUGUGGAGCGAGUUAGAUGAGCAAAGCCGAAGGAAAUACCAAAAGAAGGCAGCUCCUUGUCCUGACCCCAGUCUCUCCGUCUGGCGCCCAGACAUCUACUUCGCGUCAGUGUCAGAAACCUUUGAAAAGAAGGUGGAUGACUACAGUCACGAGUGGGCAGCUCAAGCAGAGAAGAGUUACGAGAAGUCAGAGCUCUCUCUCGACAGGUUGAGGACCCUCCUGCAGCUGAAGUGGCAGCGCUCGCUGUGCGACCCGGGUGAGGCCGUGGGCCUGCUGGCCGCCCAGAGCAUUGGGGAGCCCUCCACACAGAUGACCCUGAACACCUUCCACUUUGCCGGCAGAGGCGAGAUGAACGUCACCCUGGGCAUUCCAAGGUUGAGGGAGAUUCUCAUGGUGGCCAGCGCCAACAUCAAGACCCCCAUGAUGAGCGUGCCUGUGCUCAACACCAAGAAAGCACUGAAGAAAGUGAAAAGCCUGAAGAAGCAGCUCACCAGGGUGUGCCUCGGGGAGGUGUUGGAGAAGAUUGAUGUCCAGGAGUCUUUCUCUAUGGGGGAGAAACAGAGCAAGUUCCGGGUGUACCAGCUGCGUUUCCAGUUCCUGCCUCACGUGUAUUACCAGCAGGAGAAGUGCCUGAGACCCGAGGACAUCCUGCACUUCAUGGAAACAAGAUUCUUUAAAAUUUUGAUGGAAUCCAUCAGAAAGAAGAAUAAUAAGGCGUCAGCUUUCAGAAGCGUAAACACGCGGAGAGCUACCCAGCGGGAUCUAGACGACGCUGGGGAGUUGGACAGGAGUCGGGGAGAGCAGGAUGGGGGUGAGGAGGAGGAGGGACACAUUGUGGACGCCGAAGCUGAGGAGGGAGACGCGGAUGCCUCGGACGCCAAACGCAAGGAGAAGCAAGAGGAGGAGGUGGAUUACGAGAGCGAGGAGGAAGAGGACAAGGAGGACGAGGACGAGGAGGACGUGCAGGAGGAAGGGAACGUCCGCAGGGAAGGCGGUCCCCAGGCCCCGGAGCAGGAGGAGGAGGAGGGGGCCUCGGGCCCUGAGGAGGACUCGCUGCCUGCUGCCCGCCCGGCGCAUCCCCGGAGGCCCCCCCGCAGCCGGGAGCCCCAGGGAGCCGAGGCGGUGGAGCGGCGGGUGCGGGCCGUGCGCGAGUGCCACCCGUUCCUGCAGGACUACCAGUACGACACCGAGAACAGCCUGUGGUGCCAGGUGACAGUGCAGCUUCCUCUCAUGAAGGUCAACUUUGACAUGAGCUCCCUGGUAGUGUCCUUGGCUCAGGACGCCGUCAUCUAUGCAACCAAGGGCAUCACGAGAUGCCUCCUGAAUGAAACCACCAACAGCAAGAACGAGAAGGAGCUUGUCUUGAACACAGAGGGCAUCAACCUGCAGGAGCUGUUCAAGCACGCCGAGGUGCUGGAUUUGCGCCGCCUCUAUUCCAACGACAUCCACGCGAUGGCCAGCACGUACGGCAUCGAGGCCGCGCUGCGGGUGAUCGAGAAGGAGAUCAAGGACGUGUUCGCCGUGUACGGCAUCGCCGUCGACCCCCGCCACCUCUCCCUGGUCGCUGACUACAUGUGCUUCGAGGGUGUUUACAAGCCACUGAAUCGCUUUGGGAUCCGGUCGAACUCGUCCCCUCUGCAGCAGAUGACGUUUGAAACCAGCUUCCAGUUUCUGAAGCAGGCCACCAUGAUGGGAUCCCACGACGAGCUGAGGUCCCCGUCAGCCUGCCUCGUGGUCGGGAAAGUCGUCAAGGGCGGGACGGGCCUGUUCGAGCUCAAGCAGCCCCUGAGAUAGUGGCCCCUGCGCGCCGUGCACCUGGCCAGCCCGUCACCUGAGAGAACCCAGAGGCGGGAGAGACCAGAAUUCCGGGCAGUCCCUGGCAAGGGUGCGGAGCACAGCGGUGACCCUGGGGUCCGAGAAGCAGCUGGACCAGCCUCGCUUGGGAAGUGGCUAUGUUGCUCGUCCUCGCCUGUCCAGCUCAGGAUGUCAACAGGGGUCACCAGGCCCCCAACCAAGUCCCUUGAGUCCCUCUGAGGUGGCCGGACCUCCCCCUGGGCUGCAGUGAGCCUCGGAGGUGACAUCCAUGGUCCCUCCAGGGUAGGGAGGUGAGGUCUCCUUGCUGUGAGCAGCCGGUGACUACAGGCAGGACUCCUGGGGGUCACGACAAGCAGGAGCGGCACUGCCCGACAGCCCACCCCUCCUGGCUGCGCCAGUCCCUGGGGUCGGAGGUCCCAAGGAGUCUCCGCCCAAGGCCCUUUCUCUGGACCAAGCGAAGGUGGCAGUGACCCCUCCUCACCCACCCUCUGUGCCUGGGCCAGAGUCCCGGCUCUGCUGGCACAUGACUACGUGUCCUUCUAGAGCAGAUUGGCCCCGAGUCAGGGCCCCAGCAGCUCACCUCGGCACGUAAGCCCCGAGCCACCAGCCGGGCUGCGCUGUUGGCACGAGUUGCCUGGCUCUGCUCGCAGCCCAGCUUUGAGGCCUGAGUCCCUCUCUGCAGGCUCUGCCCUGUCCGGGGUGGUCCGGCCUCCCCUGACCUCUGGCACCAGCAGCCAGGGGCCCCAGCGUGAAGAGAAAAGUCAGAGGACCUGUACCGAGGCUUUGUAAAAUCAGAGGCUGUUUCUAUUUUUGUCUAAUGUUAUUCCAGCUCAGGCUGUGUAAUAAACGUCACUGGAGCUAGC